GCUACGCGACCCCCCUCCCCCCCUUCCAUCAUUUUCCCAUCUCUUACUCACUCUCUUCCCUACAACAAACAUGGCCGCGAAAUCUGAUGGUGCACCCGUCUCUCUACGAAACGAAAUCCCACCCGAGUGCCCUCCCAGGUCGGACCCGCGGCCUCCCGAGCGCCGUCCCGCCGAACAGCGCUACUCCCUCCCGGACUGCUGCUGGACGCUGUGCGCCCUUUUGGUCUUCUUCUCGGACGGGGCCUCAGACCUGUGGCUGGCCGCGGACUACUACCUAAGGAGGGACUACUGGUGCUUUGCACUGACUCUUGUCUUUGUGAUAGUCCCGUCCGUGGUCGUGCAAGUGUUGAGCUUCCGAUGGUUCGCCUACGAUUUCUCGGAAACCGUCGAGAGCGGCACGGCUGCGGCCGCUGUGGUCGCUGCGUCGGGAGCGGAAGAGAGCGACUUCAGCACCAAGGACAGCGGCGAGCGGGGCGCUGGCCGCACCGCCGCUGCCGGGGUGCUGCCCAGGCCGGGCACCGGGGGAGGAGCCCGGGGCUGCUGCAGAGUCUUCAUGUGGUUCUUUCAGGCCAUUAUUCACAUCUUUCAGCUGGCACAGGUCUGGAGAUAUGUUCAUGCCCUGUACUUGGGCGUGCAGAGCCGUUGGCAUGCAGACCCAGAGCGCCGUCACUACUACUGGCGCAUGAUGUUCGAGAGUGCUGAUAUCAGCAUGCUUCGUCUGCUUGAGUCGUUCCUGAAGAGCGCCCCACAGCUGGUGCUGCAGCUCAGCAUCAUGAUCCACGCCAGUCAGGUGCUGCCCCUUCAGGGCCUCUCAGCUUCUGCCUCACUGAUAUCCCUUGCCUGGAUGAUCGCCUCCUAUCAGAAAGUCCUUAGGGACUCCCGUGAUGAUAAGCUACCUAUGACCUACAAGUCUGUCAUAGUUCAAAUUCUGUGGCACCUCUUCACCAUCGGGGCCCGUACUCUGGCCUUUGCCCUGUUUGCCUCCGUGUUUCAGCUUUACUUCGGCAUCUUCAUAGUGGCGCACUGGUGCAUCAUGACAUUCUGGAUAAUUCAAGGUGAAACAGACUUCUGCAUGUCCAAGUGGGAGGAGAUCAUCUAUAACAUGAUGGUGGGCAUUGUGUAUAUUUUCUGUUGGUUCAGUGUGAGGGAGGGGCGCACCCGCUGUAGGAUGCUCAUCUACAGCCUGACUGUGUUCAUUGAGAACGUGGCACUCACAACUGCCUGGUACCUGUACCGCGGUCAGCGGAUGUCAGACUUUUACGCUGUCAUCAUGGUCUGUGUGGUGGCCAGCACCUAUGCUCUAGGCACCUUCUUCAUGUUUGUGUAUUAUUGUUUGUUGCACCCUGAUGGUCCAGUCUCAGGGUGGAGCUACAUUGUGGAGAAGGAGGUGCCUGUAGAGUCUCUGGCCUCCCCAGCCUCCAGUCACCCCCCUGACCUGGUGAGCAGCCCCCCCAGGACCCUUCAGAGAACUAAAGGGUCAGAAAGAGAGCAGGGGCCUGGGGUGGACGGAGAUGUAUUUCAGGUAAGACCACCUCGAGGAGCUCAGGCCCCAGCGCCUCAGCUCUCACCCAGGACAGAGGGGCCUGUCAUCCGAAUAGACCUGCCCAGGAAGAAAUACCCAGCCUGGGACGCUCACUUCAUUGACCGCCGACUGCGUAAAACCAUUCUGGUGCUCGAAAGCGCUGCACCAGUCACACCAAGAAUUCAGUACCGCUGUCUUGGCACACCCAAAGAAGUGAUGGAGUACGAGACCACCGUGUGAUGCACUGAAGGUGCUGUGACUCAGCUCGCUGCCAUGCAGACAUCCUGCCUUUAAAUGGCGGGAGGAUGACUCUCCUGGAGACGUCUGUUUCAGCUCCACGCCAACUUGACAGCUCUCUGGAGAAAAAGAAGUGAAGAAAGGGAUGGAGUGAGGUGUCUUUAUUUCCUACAAAGGCAAAAUCAUGUGACGUUGGUGCAUAUUUAGGUUUCUGUAUAAUUUCUCAGGUCAGGGUGCGGUACAAGAGAUGGCUGUAGUUAAAGAGGCAACAGUAAAACCUGCUGCCGCCUGUGGAGCACAGACAGAGGCAGAGGCUGAGAAGUGGAGCUGUUCGACUAUCAAUCAGAAGCAGAAAGCCCUCCUCAGUGAUGGUGCUUCACCACAUCUUCUCAAGGUGUUCAACAACAGAGACACGCCUUCAACAUGUAUGACUAUUUAUGGCAGCUAGAAUGAAACAUUACUGAGAAAAGACAGGAAACGCACACUGUAAUGUUAAACACAACCUGCAAAUUCUAGAACACAGAUACUGAUCUUUUCCAUCAUUUUCCAUAGCUAUUCACUCAUGUUGAAGGGGUCUCUGAUAAUGCUGCUUCACAUUUGGAAGGGCAGUUCAAAAGCAACAUUUUAGUUGAAUGUAAAAACAGUUGAAAAUGUGAUUAUUUGUGACAAGGCUUUGAGCAUUUUCCUGUGGUACAAUAUUUGUUUUUUUGAGGUAAGCUAGAAAAAUGAUUUGUGUGUGUUUACAAGCAAUCCAUUGUUUUUGGGCCAUGCCAUCACUAUUAUUCCAACAGGAUGCACCUUCCUCCAGAAUGUGUAUGUACUGAACAAUAGCUACAUUAUGAUUUUCAUUUGCAGGAUGCAUUCUCUCAGCAGUUGUAUUUUCAUACUGCAACACUCAACAAAGGCAAUGGGACACAUUCAUUUCCAUGUAAAUUAAACUGUACAAUGACUAGGGAGAUUACACAGGGACAGCACUGUCUGUAAUUGUACUGUAUCUGUACUUUGUUGUCUGAAAAAUGUAAAAAGAAAAAUAUUAGCUUCAGACUUCUAACAGAAUAGUUUUGGUAUUAUUGAUGGUACAGGCAUGUGGUACUUUCUUUUAUCAGGGUUAUUUUCAAUAGAAUAGCCACAAAGGGAACAUAAUUGAACAAUGUGUGUCUGUGUGUAUGUGUGUGAGCUCACAUACCAGCAUGUGUAUGGGUGUAUGUGAGGAACAGUCCUGCCAUGUGCAUUUUAAUUCAUUUGAAACCGUGUCACUGAGAUACGACAGUUUUGUUAUAAACACUGUCUCUGGCUCUCAGAAGACACCAAAAUAAAUAAAUGGUCCGCAGAGCACCACCGCCAUAUCUGUUGCAGUAAAAAAUAGGAAAGAAAGGAAAAGAAAAAAAAAAAAGCCAGAGAGGUUUCAAUUACGGUGCUAACUGUUUGAGUUCCAUGACGCAGUGACAACCAUAAGAUCAGCUUGUUGGGUAAGAGUUGGAUGGGGGCUGUACCUCAAACACAAAGCUAGAAUCAAAAGCCUUAAACUGGUCAUACCAGACUGUUGCUGUUCAGAGCAAGAAAAAAAAAUGAACAUGAAGGUGAAGACAAUUUCAUUAUGUUAUUGCUAAAAUAAAGAGCAAUGUGUUUACCUGA
Molecule: messenger RNA, 3394 nt
Organism: Sphaeramia orbicularis (orbiculate cardinalfish)
Lineage: Eukaryota; Metazoa; Chordata; Actinopteri; Kurtiformes; Apogonidae
Gene: xkr7a
Product: XK related 7a
Exons: 3
Coding region: 71-1762 (563 amino acids)
Biological process (GO): engulfment of apoptotic cell; phosphatidylserine exposure on apoptotic cell surface; apoptotic process involved in development
Cellular component (GO): plasma membrane
Source: RefSeq, a predicted model, not a curated record